Messenger RNA from Arabidopsis lyrata subsp. lyrata, 1235 nucleotides. RefSeq names its product probable aldo-keto reductase 3. Lineage: Eukaryota; Viridiplantae; Streptophyta; Magnoliopsida; Brassicales; Brassicaceae. The record is from RefSeq and is a predicted model, not a curated record. Gene Ontology annotation, cellular component: cytoplasm. The transcript has 5 exons. Bases 57 to 1094 code for a protein of 345 amino acids.
CAUCAUCAUCAGUCAAAUCAAAACUCUACGAGAGAGAGAGAGAGACUGAGAAAUUCAUGGCGGAAGCUUGCAGAGUGCGGAGGAUGAAGCUAGGAAGCCAAGGCCUCGAGGUAUCGGCGCAAGGCCUUGGUUGCAUGGGCCUCACCGGUCAUUACGGUGCUUCCAAGCCGGAAACUGAAGCCAUCGCUCUCAUCCACCACGCUAUUAACUCCGGCGUUACUUUCCUUGACACCUCUGACAUGUAUGGUCCUGAAACUAAUGAAAUUCUCCUUGGAAAGGCUCUUAAGGAUGGUGUGAGGGAGAAAGUGGAGCUUGCGACCAAAUUUGGAAUUAGCUAUGCAGAGGGAAAGAGGGAAAUUAAGGGAGAUCCUGCCUAUGUUAGAGCUGCUUGUGAGGCUAGUUUGAAGCGGCUAGAUGUUUCCUGUAUUGAUCUUUAUUAUCAGCAUCGGAUCGAUACCCGUGUCCCUAUCGAAAUCACUAUGGGAGAACUAAAGAAGCUGGUUGAAGAGGGUAAAAUAAAGUACAUCGGUUUGUCUGAGGCCUCUGGCUCGACUAUCAGAAGAGCGCAUGCUGUUCACCCAAUUACUGCCGUGCAGUUAGAGUGGUCCCUGUGGACGAGAGACGUGGAAGAAGAAAUCGUCCCAACCUGUAGGGAACUUGGGAUUGGGAUUGUUUCUUACAGUCCUCUUGGACGAGGUUUCUUUGCAUCGGGACCCAAGCUUGUUGAGAACCUAGUCAAUAAUGACUUCAGAAAGGCUCUACCAAGAUUCCAACAGGAAAACUUAGACCACAACAAGAUUCUCUACGAGAAGGUUUGUGCAAUAUCAAAGAAGAAAGGAUGCAGUCCCGGACAACUAGCCCUCGCAUGGGUUCACCACCAGGGAGAUGAUGUUUGCCCCAUCCCAGGAACCACUAAGAUUGAAAACCUCAACCAGAACAUUGGAGCUUUAUCAGUGAAACUCACUCCUGAAGAGAUGUCUGAGCUCGAGACCAUUGCCCAACCAGAGUCUGUGAAAGGAGAAAGAUACAUGGCAACAGUGCCAACCUUCAAAAACUCUGACACUCCACCGUUGUCUUCUUGGAAUGCUGUGUAAAACUGUCUCAGAGUUUUCUCUGGCCAAACCGAUUGUUUAAAGAGUUUAAAUGUGGUUCUGGCCAAAGGAUGAUUUAUGUACCCAUCUUAUAUACUGUGACUAGUCUUACAAUAACUCUUACAAGCUAAAGGCUUACCAAAA